AUGGGAACGAUCGGAUACGCUGCUCCAGAAUAUGCAGGGGGUGGUCAAGUUUCAACUGCCGCGGAUGUUUACAGCUUUGGUGUCAUCCUCCUCGAAUUAUUCCUUCGGAGAAGACCAACGGAUGAAAUGUUUAAAGAUGGAUUGACCAUUGUGAAGUUUACAGAACUCAGCUUCCCUGAUAGGAUAAUGGAGAUAGUCGACCCUCAGCUGAUACAAGAGUUGGAGCUUUGCCAAGAAACUCCAGCAACCAUGAAGGGAAAAGGUGUCCACUCUCUGAUGUCGAUGCUGAACAUUGGCCUUUGUUGCACCAAGCCGUCUCCAGGUGAGCGCAUCAACAUGCAGGAGGUGGCUGCCAAGCUACAUGGUAUUAGAGAUGCAUAUCUUAGAGGAAACUGA
Molecule: messenger RNA, 396 nt
Organism: Lolium perenne
Lineage: Eukaryota; Viridiplantae; Streptophyta; Magnoliopsida; Poales; Poaceae
Product: putative receptor-like protein kinase At3g47110
Biological process (GO): protein phosphorylation
Cellular component (GO): membrane
Molecular function (GO): ATP binding; protein kinase activity
Source: RefSeq, a predicted model, not a curated record